AAAACCCCAGCAGGUGUCGCUUCUUCUUGCACCGGUUAAAGGCGCAGGAGGCCCGCUCUGGCGUUUGAAGCCAAAGACAUUUUUGGAGUCCGCUUUACAGAGCAAUCUCCAGCACGUUUACUCAGAACAGUAAGAUGACUUCAGCACCUCAGCCUCCAGAUUUACAACAUGAAGCACCCAAAGAGAAAGACUAUCGAACUCCCGGAUUCCGAAGUGUCCGAACUACCACCUUGUUCCGUGCUGUGAACCCAGAACUUUUUAUUAAACCUAACAAACCAGUUAUGGCUUUUGGGCUUGUAACGAUUACUCUUUGCGUAGCCUACAUUGGAUACUUGCAUGCACAACAAGAGAAUAAAAAAGAUCUUUAUGAAGCUAUUGACAGUGAGGGAAAGCGACAUAUGAAGCGGAAGACUUCUAAAUGGGACUAAAGAAACGCAUGACUUGCACAUGUUCUGCAUGUAAGGCGACACAAAUAAGUGGUAUAUUUAGUUUUCUGAUUUGUGACUUUUCAGGAUUUUGUGUGGAAAGCCAGCAUUUUUCUUGGCAAUAAUGGAUGUUUCUUUUGAAAUAUAAUGCCCUUUAAUAACUAGGAAAAAUGAUAUUGCCUGUACUGAAUAAAAAGCCAGCAUUAUUAAGAAAUGUAAUAUUUGUAACAACUGUUGCAGAUAUUCUAAGAAUAAGCACUGUUGCAGAUAUUCUAAGAAUAAGCACCUCUCUCUCUCUCUCUCUCUCUCUCACACACACACACACACACAUGCACACACGCCUGUUCUGUGUGUGUGUAUAGAAUGCUACACCGACUUACAAAAUUUUAAGAGCAGAAA
This is a messenger RNA of Podarcis muralis (Common wall lizard), 824 nucleotides long. It is a transcript of the gene SMIM8, whose product is annotated as small integral membrane protein 8. NCBI's taxonomy places the organism in Eukaryota, Metazoa, Chordata, Lepidosauria, Squamata, Lacertidae. The record is from RefSeq and is a predicted model, not a curated record.